CAUAGUUGUGUCAAUUAUUGAAUUAAAAUUCAAAAUUUCGAGUGACAAUGGUUUAAAGUUUGUGACAGUUUUGGUUGAGGAUCGCACACGGAUAAAACAAUAGUAUGAGAUCCGAAGUUGGACUACUCUCAGAAGUAGACAGCGGUGGCAGAUCUUUAGAAGAAGAAGAAGACGAGGUGGAAGUAGACGAUGGUGUCUCUGACAUAUCAUCUGGGAAAAAUUCACUGAAACACAUUCAACAAGACUCAGACAGUUCCUGCAGUGAAGGCACAUCUAGGAGAUCAGUCAGAGCUAAGUGGAGGUACUUGGCAGGAGGUGGGGGAUCCAUCACUCCGGGGAGGAGAAGAAGAACUGGUCUGUCCGCGCGAGAGAGGAACAUGAGGCGGCUGGAGAGCAACGAGCGCGAGAGGAUGAGGAUGCACUCCCUCAACGAUGCUUUUGAGCAACUCCGAGAGGUGAUUCCUCAUGUCAAGAUGGAGAGGAAGCUGUCCAAGAUAGAGACACUGACCCUCGCUAAGAACUACAUCAUGGCGUUGACCAAUGUUAUCUGCGAGAUGAGGGGGGAUGAGAAGCCUUACACGUUCCUAGAUGUAGACAACGAGCCGGAUGAUGAGGAGCAGAACAACAACUCCCUCUAUCAAGAAAGUUUAGAACCGACAGCACGGAAUUUGAAUGCAACCUGACCUUUGGAAACACUGUUUGUAACAUUUUUAAGUGAGAAUCGUCAGCUGCGGGAAAAAGUUGGGGAGGCUGCAACAGUAUUAUUGUGUAUUGGAAACAUGUUGAAAAGUUUGGUCAAUGUAAGCAAACAGGAACAAAGUGAUGGAAUAAUUGUUGGAAAUUUAGUCACAAAAUUGGACUCGAAGGUCCAGAGACAAUAAUUAAUUUAAGUACGGUAUAUAUGUGAGAAAAAAAGAGGAUGUCUGUACAUUAAAAUAGACAAGCUUUUUGCCCAUCAAACUGUAUGGAUGGGUGAACAUAGUCAGCUGAAGAAAACUAUAAAAAAUGUAAUGUAAUAUUAUUCUUUGUUCUACAGCAGACUACAAUGUGUAGUAAGAUUUCAACUUUUAAAAUAAAUUUGAAUUUAUAUACAUUUCAUUUAUGCCGGGAUUCAAUUUCGCUUUCCAGGAUUGUUUAUUCUUACUGUGACAUCUGAUAUCCUGUCACAGUUUAGUUUUCUUUGGAUUUAUCCAAAAUCAUUUUGCUGACGGUUAUUGUGAUUGAAACCAACCAAAGCUGAUCUAACAAAAUGUGGAUAAAUUUAUGUUUUGUCUUUACAAUCUAACCAAAUGUUUACUUUGGCUUGAUGAUUUGCAGUCAAUUUAGUAGUGAUUACAAUAUUUGAGCUUUAGAAUAGAAAUGUUUUCCAUGUGGAGAGUAUAAACUAAGAUUAAGGGAUUGAAUGCCCUUUUCAGUGCGAGUUCAUUGAAUUGAGGAAAUAAAUAGAUAGAUUGAAAACCAAGUAAUUCAUUAGGGAGAUCUUUAAGGUGAACAACUCUGGGAGGAUCGAGAGAAUCAAUUUAACUGAAUUUGGUGUUGCAUUAUAGCAAACCAUCUUACUGAGCAAGAACUGUCUUAUUGGCUUAUUAGGAAUUAUUUGAAAUAUUACUCGGUCAUUAGUUCAAUUAUUGGCGUUAGAGAUUAUAGGUAAAAACAUUGCAACAAAUUUAAUAAUUUAGUUUACCCAAAAGAACAAAGUACGAACUGUCAUAUUUAUUAUUAAUAAAAACAUAGUAAGUAGAAUCUCCGUCUACCAUGCCUCGUCUGAUUUGAAAUACCUGAUGUUCAUCAAGCUGUCAAUUAAUAAUUUCAACUAUAUCCAAUACAAGCUCAGUUAUUAAAACUUCAGUUGUUGAUGACAUUUAUGAGUAUGGAAAAAAAAAUUUAACAGUAUGUACUGUAUACUUCACAAAAUUAUCACAAUUGUCUAGGUUGUAGUUUUAAGAUGUAUAUAGUGUUGAGUUAAUGAGGAAUUUUUAAUUUUUGUCAAAACAAUCUUUGCUACAGACAAUAAUCAACAAAUAAUUUAGGUAUAUCACCUACAUUGUUCAAAUGAUAGGUGCCAAUAUUCUGAUUUUCUUCUAAUUAAGCCUCAUCCUGGAUGACGGGAAGCGGAACGAGUGCUGUCCUAUUCUUUGCCGUGGGGGUCAUAUACUGUCAAAACCGUCAGGUAGGCCUGAGUGCCGUUUGACUCCCCAGAGCGUAAUUGAUUUCAGAGGAGGAGUAUUAGUGGAUUCACGGCACCCAUUAAGUCGUAGUAAUUACGUUAUCAUGUGCAAAGAUUGUUUUCUUCAGGGCUUGUUUGGAGUUACCCUAUUUUUGUAAAUUUUGGCUAUAGAGUUAGUUUAUGUUUGAUUUAUGUUACUAAAUGUUGUUUUUGUUAUUUAAACCAUAUUGGUUCCCAGGGUUGAUUUUUAUUUUCAAUUUUCGUAGAUAUAGGAUAUAGUUAAUUGCUUUAAGUGGUUUUGUGCCUUAGUUAUAAUCUAACUGUACAUAUUUUCUUGCUACUCCAUUUUGCAGAUUUUGCUUAAAUGUGUAUCUGAAAUUGUACUUUUGUGGGCAAACCAUAUGAAUUUUUUCCCAUUUAUAACAAUUUGUAUUAUAGGUAGGAACAUGUAAAUGACAUGACAGAGAACGUUUCUAUUGUUAAUCUAUCCUUUAACUGAUGGUUGUAUUUGUACUUGAGAGAAAACCGGUUAUAUAUACAAACAAGUAGAAAUUCAAUUAUUUAAUAAGACCAAGGGUUAGAAAAAUCAAACUAUUUAGAUAAUCUAUAUAUCCAAUUUUUGACCUGAAAUUAUCUUAUAUUAUCAUACCAAAUUUCAUUAACAAAGUAUAAAUUGGUUAGUUAAAUGCAAAAGAGGCUUGAAAUAUAUAAAUUUGCAAAACAUUUUGGAUAUUUUACUAAAAACAAUCUGGCAAAAGAGUAUGAUAAAAAUGGGGAUAAAAGACUAGUCAUGCAUUUUCCUAAACGUUGUUUUAAGAUCAAAUAAAAUCCGCCAUUUUAACAUUUUAUUUUUUACACAGCAUUUUCUUGUUGACAAUUGACUUAUUAAAUGAUUGACUAACUACUCCUAUGAAUAAUGAUGCCGUCCAUGCUCAUGAGUCCCGGGAAUCUUUCACUAGUUUUAAGUCAUCAUUGUUACCAUAUAAGUGUGAGAUAAUGUAUUUUAUGAAAUACAAUGAGA
Molecule: messenger RNA, 3188 nt
Organism: Macrosteles quadrilineatus (aster leafhopper)
Lineage: Eukaryota; Metazoa; Arthropoda; Insecta; Hemiptera; Cicadellidae
Product: protein dimmed-like
Exons: 5
Coding region: 105-683 (192 amino acids)
Molecular function (GO): protein dimerization activity
Source: RefSeq, a predicted model, not a curated record